Messenger RNA from Astyanax mexicanus (Mexican tetra), 9965 nucleotides. Its product is annotated as bromo adjacent homology domain-containing 1 protein. Gene Ontology annotation, molecular function: chromatin binding. Lineage: Eukaryota; Metazoa; Chordata; Actinopteri; Characiformes; Acestrorhamphidae. The record is from RefSeq and is a predicted model, not a curated record. The transcript is spliced from 7 exons. The coding region runs from base 195 to 2783 and encodes 862 amino acids.
UUAUGUAAAGUACUGUGUGGAGUGCGGGCUCCGAUUCCGGUCUCUCAGCGAGCAGUCAGACAGAAGAGCCCCGGUUACAGGACUGACUCAGAUCACAGCGAGCCCGACCGCCCGCCCGCCCGCGGACAGGAGAGGACCGCGGCCCGGCUGCAGCUCUGUAGCUCCGACUGUGCGAUUUUCUCAGAAAGCAUGUGAUGACCCAAGCCCGGAAAAAGGGUUCCCUCAGCCAGUGCCGUGGCGAGGGCCGCGACUAUGUAGAUGGCUGGUCCCAUGGUAAGACCAUGGGUAAAGCUUGGCCUGAGCGUUGCAUUAAAGAGCGCAAGGGUCUGAAGGGUGUGACCAAGCGGGGCAAGCAAAAGGGACAAGAGGACAUGGAACAAUGGCUCCAUCAAGGAUUUAAAAGUCGAGCCAGGCUAGAGCAAUCUCAAAACAAGAACAGAACUAAGAAGAAUGUGGCUAAGAAAGGCAAGGCAAAAGCAUCCAAGAAGUUGAGGGAGGAGAGGAACAGGAAGCUCUACCCGCUGCGAGGAAGGGGAAGCACACCAGAGGCCGAGGCCUUGAGUUGCCAUGUCCUACUCACCCGCCUGGAGGAGGAUGCUGUGGAACAGGGAAACGACUUAAGUGAUGAAGAUCCGAAUGUAAUUCGAGGAAGGAAUCGGAAAAAGAAGAGCAUCAAACCCAUCAAGAAGCUAGAAAAAGCCAAGAAGUCUGUAAACACACCAUCUAAAACGAAAUCAGAACCAACAGUUGAUACAAUUCUAGCUCAGGAGCCUCGCAAGCGUCGGCUUGCCUCACUUAAUGCGGAGGCGGUAAAUAGCUUGCUGCUGGAAAAAGCAGAUGCGCCAGUGGGCAGCAAACUUGCUAAGAAACAGCAGCAUGAGGCACCACCUGUUGCUAUUGCAACAGAUGAUGCAAAGAUUUGCUCCCUUUCUAAAAGGUCUCCUCAAGCCCACAGGACUGAAUCGUGCCAAAGCCACAAGCAGGCCAAGAAAAGUAAGUCUGAGGAGAAGGAUGACAGUGAACUGAUGACUCUGUACGCUCCUGCUCCUAGACGGCUUGCUGGACUUAAUGCUGCUGCCCUGUUGAAGCUCACAAGCUCCACGACAGGAAAUAAGCAGCGUGCGAAGACGGACAAGGACAAGGACAAGGAAACAACAACGGGAAAGCAGACUGCACGGUCUAAAACCAGGGUGCGGCAGUCUAAGGAGCAAGGCAUUAAACAGGCUCCACCACAAGGUGGUUGUGCAGUGUGUAAGAGCAGAGGAUGUUUAGAGUCCAAACCCAAGUGGAAAGAGGCAGCGGACCAUCACCGCCUAACCAAACAGGGGUACCAGUCUCGCAGUAUGUUGGGAUAUCCCCUUAAGGUGGUGAAAGAAGAGCAAAUGGAGACAGAUAUCAGUCCUCCUUACUUUUGCUGUCCUCCUGAGGGCUCAGUGGAAUACUGUCACAGGUUGGCGCUGUUCCUGGGGCAGAAGGCCUACAGUGAGACAGAGGAGCACCCUGUGACCACAGUGAAGCACGAAUGCCUGGUUCCUCCGUCUUCACUGGCACACCCGACCCUCACCCUUAGUGCCCACCCAUGCCUGUGUGCAGACCCCUGCUACUCUAGUUACUAUGUUCACAUUGCUCAUCCUGGGCCUCCUUCAGCAAGCCUAAGUACACAGCCUCUACCUUGUGCACACAGCUCCCUGUGUGCCCGUAGAGUCCCCGGGUCCAAGCUGCUCUCCUCUUCCGUCUCCCAUGCCUCAGGAAUUCCACACCCUGCCUUCUGCAAUUCGGUGGGGUCAGCCUGCUACAGCGAAGGCUGCAGGGUCGGCAGCUACGCGUUCAGUACUAUGCAGCCAGUCACCAGCAGGGCGUGCACUUAUACCACAGGCUGCUCCAACUGUAGCCAUCAAAUCAAAACAGAACGCUACUCUUCACCUCAAGGCGAUCACAAGACCUCACUGCUUGUGCCACCGGCCUUGCCCCUUUCUGGCUGCCCCUUGCCCAGGGUAAGCCCGUCAUCAACCGUUCUGCCGCGUCUUCUGUCCACCCUCUCAGACAACAGACAGACAGAGGUCAGGCCUCAAGGGCCUAAAAAAUGCCCCCAAAGCACCAAACCUCCCAAUGGCUCCACCGCUAAGGGGCAUUCAAAACUGUCUCAGAAACAGCCAGUGCCGAGCCCAGUAAGUGCCAAACAGCAGAAGAAGGCAAAUCGCCAUCGGACGACAAAUGGCUGGCGACCUUUUGGAGAACCUACAGAGAGAGAAGUCUUCAUUGCGGGAGAAGAUGAGACUGCGUUGCGACAGUGUUAUGAAGGAGUAGAGCGAGAUGGAGAAGUGAUUCGGAUCAGAGAUACUGUGCUGUUGCGCUCUGGACCAAGAAAGAAGUCUCUACCGUAUGUGGCCAAGAUAUCAGCUUUGUGGGAUGACCCCAAAACAGGAGAGCUGAUGAUGAGUCUGUUCUGGUACUAUCGACCUGAACACACACAGGGAGGCAGGGAUCCCAGCAUGCACUGUGAGAAUGAAAUAUUUGCUUCUCGGCAUCAAGAUGAAAACAGUGUGGCCUGUAUUGAGGACAGAUGCUAUGUUUUGCCGUUAGCACAGUACUGUAGAUUUUGUGCCUUGGUAAAGCGCCGAUCAGAGGGCGUACCCGACAGCACCCCAGUGGUGCCCCGCCCCUCCGACAGUGCCAUCCCCUCUCACCGACUUGUGCCCGACGAUGUUGACCCUGAGCUGGUUUACCUGUGUCGCCACGUCUACGACUUCCGUUACGGCCGCAUACUGAAGAACCUGCAGUAAAGGUGCAAGACUGGUCAUGGAGAACACACACCUGCACCUCACACACAAUGAAGGACCUCCGUAAUGAGAGGAUCUGUGUGUGAAACCUAUUGGUCUCCGGUUUUUGUUCUCAUCAUCGUAAUUUAUUGUUGGGAAGAGAGGUUUUUAUUUGAUUUAGGAGUAAAGUGAGGUUAGGAGAGUGUGGUUAGCCACUGAAGGAACAUCUCUCAUAUAUCAUUACUAUAAAAAAAUGUGAGAUUUUUGGGAAUGAUUUAAUCAAACACUUGUCUCCACAUUCCUAGUAGUGGCAUUAUCUAAGGCUAGUACUAUAGAAGAAGGAAGAACGACAGCUUCAUUUCACUUUUCCUCAACCAUAUUUUAAAUGUAGGCUAGUUCUUAUAUCAGUACAUCAUGUUGUACUGCAUAGAAGGCAAGAAGUUGCGGUGUGGGUUUGUUUUUUUUAUUUAGAUUUUUUUUAUUUGUUUAUAUUAAUAUCUCUUCAGUGAUUUGUCUUUUACACUGGACUGUGACACUGGUGAGUUAGAUCAGCUGCAAUUUCAGAUUAUGAGCAUAAACAAAAAAUCCUUUUUUAUUGGAGGUUGACUUACAGCAGGACAAAUCUGCAUUCAGCUCAAAUUUCUCUAAAGCAGAGUCUAGACUGACUUAUUUUGAAUGGAGAGAACAAGAGGAAGUGGACAAAUCAUGUUUUCGGUUCUCUUCCUCAUGUUGUUUCUUUAUGAGGGAAUAUAUACUCCACUUUUUAAUUCUGGUUUUACUAUUCAAACAGUUGAUUAUUUAGUGGAGGAGAAGAUGAACCUCCUGCCCACAGUGAAAUGUCAUUUAGUGGAGUUGUCCUCUCUUUCCAUUCUUCUUUGUCUUGCCUUAUUACAUGCAGGUAGCUUUGUAGGCAGCUAGUUGUACCCAAUCCUCUAAGAAUAUUCACUCCAGUAAUCAAAUAAACCAAAGGUCAGCACAGUGUUAAUCCCCAUUCUCACUAGUUAAGACCCCAGUAUCUACCUGUGCUCUCUAAUAGUGUAGAUCAGAGGAAGUGAUUCAUGUUUUUUUGUUUUUGUUUUGUUUUGUUUUUUAGGAAAGGUUUUAUAAUAUAUUGAAUUGAGACACUCAAGACUUAUAACAAAUAUAUUUUGAAUAUUUAUUUGGCAAAGUCCUGCCUGUACCCAUUUCCCCUUGCUUUUAGUAACCCUAGUGAAAUUGCACUAAUCCAUUCCUUUAUUUGUUUUUCCUUUCUCUCACUUUGCUGCUUGUUUUACUUUCCUUUUUAACCCGUGGCUCAGAUUCUACCAACACUGUUCAGAGCAGUGAUUUAAUCAGCAAGAAAACCUGCAAGAAAGAAAACAUCUUGCAGCAUAUGUUUUAAUGUAGAGCAGAAAAAGAGCAAAUCUCUACAUAUUUUAGGCAUGGCAACUAGCAGCCAUGCAGCCCUGCAGUUUACAUUACUCUGAAAGGGUCCAGUACAAAAUCAUUCAAAAUCAUACAAAAUAUCAUUCCAGAUCUUCAGAAAGAAAUAUAAUUCCACAGCAGUAUACCCAUGUUGUCUGUCUGUUUAGUCUUUUGUAAGUUUACCUGGCCACAUAUAUAAUUUCUGAAGAUCUGGAAUCUUAUACUUAAUUGCGAACACUCUAGCCUAAUAACAGAGUCAGCGUCCUGUCAGGCCAGGAUUACACCAGUCUCUUGUCUGUUUUUGCCCACUCUUUCAUUAACUGAGUGCACAUUUCAGCAUUUCACCUGGGAUUAAGGUCUGCCGAUUCUGCUGAUCAGUCAGAGCGUCCCACAGUUCCAUCAUGUCUAUUGAACUGCACACACAGAGACACUCUUCUGUGAAAAGGGACUGCCAGUAUUGUGUUCUGCUCGGAAAUGAAGCACACGUUAGUGAUAGAGGGCAAAUAAAUGGGUAUAUUUUAUUUCAAAGACUGCUAAUUGAUGUUGAAGGAAUGUUAUAUUGAGUCUUAGAGAGUAAUUAAGAUUACGUUCACAUUACAGACCUCGAUAAUCAAUUCAGAUUUUUUGCUCAGGCCGGAUUUGGCUAGCUUGACGGACGAUUUUUAUUCAUAACUGUCAGGCUAUGUUCAGACAGUAAGCAAAUCAGAUUUGUUUCUCAAAUUACGUGUGUUGAGAUGACUGUAUGGACUAUUACCUUGACAUGAUCAGAUCAGUUUUGCUUGUCCAGACAUCACAAACACAUCUGCUCGGUAAGCUGUGGUCAAAUUCGCCAUCAGUAAGUAACCUUCCAGUACUUUGAAUUUGUAUGUAUUUAAUGCUGCAGGCCAAAGCACAAGUAGAAGAGACCAGAGGGCCAGGUACCUGCCAGUUGAUUGCGUGAUUGACUGCAAUAGAAAAUGAUUGACACAUCCUCUGUCCUUUGCUUACAAAGACCAAUUGGUGCUGUAGCCUGCAGCAUUGCACACAUUUGGAACCUCCAAAUCCACAUUAGAAAAAAUCUGAUUUCAAGUGGUGUCUAGAUGUCCAGACUAUUAUAAAUACGAUGGCCUACAAGGCCAAAAAUCAAUAGGCUCUUUCAUACUUGAUGGCAAUAGUCAAAGCCAGAUCAGCUCCAAGAGCUUUUUUAGCUUCCACCAUCCCUCAAAUCCCACAGAAGAAAGACAGGCUGAUUUUUUUCUCUGUCCUGCACCAAGGUGGUGGAACAAACUGCCACUUGGCUGUCAGAUCAGCACAGUCACUCGCUGUCACACUGAAUGAAGACUCGUCUUUUUAAAUAGUUCCUAAACUAACACUUUCUGAUACUAGUCACAAACUAGCUAUUAGAGUUGCACCGAACGUUUAAUGCUUUUUCAAUACUAUGUCGUCACAAACGAUUCGGUUAUUUAGCGUCCAAGCUUUCAAUACUGUGUAAAGCCCAGUUCCUAGCUUCAAAGGAGUCAAAUUAGUAGGUGCGAUUUGAUUCACUUCAUAAGAAAACUGAUUCACACUGCAGCCGGUAUGGCAGAAUCAAGGUUAACCUAGUAUUCUUGAACAAAUGAAUCAAUUGCCGAGUAUUCAUUUGACUCAGUUGAGCGACACACGCAAGCCAGCAGCGCGAGAGCAGAGCCGCAGCGCACGUAGAAUGACUGCGACUAAAAUAAAAGUCAUUCUCUCUCGUUCGAGACUUGUGGAUAAAACAGGCUCGAGGAGUGAAGUCUGGGCAUGUUUCGCUUAUAUCGCUGAUGAAGACGGAAACCCAACCAACAGCACAAACCCAGUUUACAAACAGUGUAACAGAUAUCUCCAGAGCAAAGGAUGAAACGCGAGCACGAGCUCAGCAUUUAGUGGACAAGCACCCUGAUCUCAGAGAGCUGAGAGGUUAGUGAAGUUAGUUAAGAUUCACUCUGUAGCUUUACUAAGAUUUACUAGCAACUGCUAAUCCAAGCAUCAGGGAUAAGCUAGACAACCAUCUUGCUCUGUGAACUUGAGACGUUCACAUUUGUACGUUUCCAUCGCAAACUUGAUGUCAGUCACGUAGCCUGCUUGAUUGUUAAGUGAACGUGGGCUUAUUUUAAACGGUAACAUGUUAAUUAAUAAAACGGAGCAAUUUUAUCACAGUAAACAUCAAAGCACUGUAUGUCUGCGUCUGCUAAAUACCUUUUAUAUAUACCUGUUUUGACUGUAAAAAUCAAUCUGAUUUGGGGUAGCAGUCUGAACAUAGUCUGAUUAACCUGUAUCUGUCCAUAACCUAAACAAAUCUGUUCCAGGAACAUCACAAAUGUGCACAUUAAUAUGUUUAUGCAUGUCAUCUCUGCAGAGAUGUUCUUAAUGGAGACUAGUCAUCUUCUUAAAAUAUGACUUUGAGUGUUCCUAAUGCUCAACAUAGUGUCUGUUUACAGAUAAAGUCCACCUCUCAAAGCGACCACACAGCCCUGAAGAAAUCAGACCUGUGAUAGAUAAACGCAAAAUAUCAGAUUUGUGUCACUACAUCCUGGUAAUGUGAACGUAGUCUUGUAACAUGUAUGUAACAGCUUCCAGAGAGCUUUAUCGUAUUUUACAGUGUCACAUACCAGUCGACAUGUGAGUUAAGCAGUGAUAACUAGCUUAUAACUGAAGAAGGAAGGACAAUCCUUCUUAAAAUUGUUUGUAUCUGCAAUACAUGAUUAUGUUAGCAAGUCUAUGCAUUUAAAUGCUAAUCUUCCUCUGUGGCUCUCUUCUAUGUUCUAGAUGUGGAGUUUAUUUUAUUAUUAUCAGAUUUAGGUGGCAGGAAGUCAUAUUUACACUCUCUAAAUAGCCUUCAUGAUCAGCUCAUGUAAAUGAACAUUCCUUCAUUUACAAUCCUUGAAUUAUAAAGAAUAUUUGUAUGCUAUGAAUUGAGUUGAUUGAAUCAGAGCCUGCGCUACGAGAUAUCAGAUAUCGUCCUUUAAGCACUAAAUGAAAAAAAAAAGAAAAGAAUCAACUCUCCUCUGGUAAAUGUGGCACCUUCCGUAAGUGUGUUUACUUGUAAUCAAAGGAAAGCUUCUGGCUGUUUGAAAUCAUUUCCCAUGCCUGAAAUCUCUACAUCGACAGGAAUGCUCUGAUAUUUAUUUAUGUAGUUUUGUUUCAUAAACCUCUAACCCUAAACCAUAUCCAUACUUAUAUAUUAAUUAUUCAAAUGUUGAAAUGGUGUACAGUGGUACUAGAAUUUCUGCUUUAAGAUAGAUUAGAUGGCUUUCCAACGUUACUAUAUAUAUAGUAUAUAUAAGUGUACGUUCUAAUGUGUGCAGAAUACCUAGAACUUGUUUCAUUCCAUUGCAUCAUUGGCACAGAUGUUGCUGCAGUUAUUACGUGAUCAGCAGGUCUUCUUUAAAAACGAUUCAAAUGAUAAUAUUGUGGUUUAAAUGAAGCGAGAAGUUUUUGAUCCCGUAUUUGUAAACAAAAGGUUUCUCUGUUUUUCAAUUUCUCCUGGAAACAUGAGAUAUUUUAUUAAGUCUAUUUCUAAAAGUAGAAUAUGCAAUAUAUUUUUGGGACUAUUUUUGAGGAGUCUAUUUAAAUCAAAGUCCUUCUAUUGUUUUAUCGAAUUAAAGCUUGUUUUGAUGUGGAUCAUAAAUUAAAAUUGAUAACCAAAUAGGCAUGAGCUAAAACAUGGACAGUGUUUAAUUUUAUAAUUUUUAUUAGGGUAGAAUCCAAAGGUAUGGAUUACUUGAGAGCCAUCAAUGGAAAAAAUAUGUACAUAUAUUGAUUAUUGAAGAAUUGCCAGGCCAUCUUUCAAAUGAGAUAAAUGAGAUGUUGCACAAUAUGUUUUUAGUACUUACGAGACAUGUAACUAUAUUUAAAGAGGUUAUUUAACAUUUGAGUAUACAAGCUAUAUAGAUUAUCUAUCUAUAUUUCAAGUAACAAGUCAUCUUAGUUGAUAAGUAUUUUGAAGUGCUGUUGCAAUACUUGUGGUCAAUGAGCGCCUUUUUUUAAUUGUUUGUUUGAUUUGUUUAUUUAAGUUAUGAAGUCUUCGGUAAAAUAGCUAAAAGCUGCAGUUGUUGUAUUUAUGGAGACUUGAGAUGGCAUCAAGGGGUAAAGACCAAAGCACACUCUUCUACUGGUGCCCCUUUUAUGUGUAUAUGGCAUAAACGUGGGGCGGCCUCAGCAACUAGUAAGUGUACAGUACUGCUGCUGUCAUUGCAGAGCGAUUUCUGUCAACAUACCUUAGUCACAUAGGUACUUGAAUUAUCAGUUGCUGUGAAUCUGUUUCAUAGUAUCAUAUAUGACGUACAUAAUACAUGUGGCCUUUUCCCGUUCGCUGUAAGUUGUUUGGUUUGCAGGAAACAAGCCAAAUCUCAUUAAGUUACUCUUGUAAGUGGUAGGAUAAGUAUGUCAACUGUCAUACUUAACAUACUGUAUUGACCAAGAACAGCAGGUGGCAGCCAUUGUCACUGCACUACACUACUGGUUUUCUGGUCAUAGAGGGAUAAUGAGUCUGCUGUUAUUUCCUUGUUUUUGUCUUUGACUUUUUCUAUUGACUUUUCCUGAAACAUCUGUUUGAUGUGAUAUCGGUUGACCUCUGCAGUGAGUCUCCCGUAGUCUUUGAGAGGCUUCUUAAACAGUAGACUGACUACCAGCAUGUGCCAGAUAGACCCUCAGAGCUGAAAGGCUCUACAUGGGUAGCCCACACUUGGAUCACUUCAGAAGAGUGGUUUACUCACCACAUCAUGAUGGAGCUCGGUCUAAAUCUUUAUCAAGCAACUAAAGCCUUAUCCGGGUGGGAUUAGUUUCUCAGGGGGACGUCUGUGAAAAAUAUGUCACACUUCUACUCAGUGAUAAAUCUAUUUCAUCCAGACUGCAACUGAAAAAAAAAACAGGAGGACCAGUGAGUUUCUUGGACACAUGACAUCACGUUCAGUAGCUCCUCCUUUUCCACUCGCUGUUGUGUUUACGUGGAUCUCCGUGAAAACACACACACAAAGUGUAAUUACGGUGCGUGGCAGCGGACAAAUAGCUAUUUUAUUAAACGUGAAGAGACGAAACUCAAGAUGUGGAUCCGGACGAGACUAAAAUUAUCGGAGGACCACGGAGUUAAAACAGUAGAUAAUUCAGCCUGUAAUUUUCUCAGAGAACGUCUAAGAAAAACACAUACAUGGUGGUUCCGGACGGGAAUAAACUCACAGAGGACCCCCAUAAAAGAGGAAAUUACCACAGUACCCCCUGGAAAAAACGAAUCCUCUCCAGAUAGGGCUUAAGAUCUAAUCUUUAGACCCCUCUUUUUCUAUAAGAAGAGCAGAAGUGGGAAUUAAGCCCCAAAUCAAGUGUUUCUUGGUGGCCAUGAUGUUAAGUUAGAUGUUGCAUGGCUGUAUAAAUGCUUAAAGUCAUGAAAUCCCUCUAUAUCACAGAGCUUGACCACUUCUUUGCAAUGAAAUAAUUGUUGAUGUGGUUUUGUUUGAUUCAGAAUUCCUUUCAAAACAUAACCACAAUGACCAAAAACAAGAGGCGUUUUGGUUUUUUUAAUUCCCCUAUCAAGACCAAUAUUAAUAUAUGAUUAUUGUUUUUUUUCUUUGUGUUAUUAGGUUAGUGCUUAUGGCUAACAUAUAUUUUAAUAGAAUGGGAGAGUGAAUAAAAUGUUAUUUUUGAAUGGGGAUGGGGGUGGGUUGGGGUAUGUUUUAAUCAGAUCAUUUAUGUUGCUUUGUCAUGCACUCUUUGUUUGUUGUAUGUUUUUGUUUUUUUUAAUGACAACAAGAAUCCCUGCUGAUUAUUGUUCAAAUGAAAGAGUAUUUAUAAAACAUGCUUUUGUUAAAA